Hemicordylus capensis (graceful crag lizard) is the source of this 2338-nucleotide messenger RNA. RefSeq names its product C-type lectin domain family 5 member A-like. Bases 53 to 1027 code for a protein of 324 amino acids. The record is from RefSeq and is a predicted model, not a curated record. NCBI's taxonomy places the organism in Eukaryota, Metazoa, Chordata, Lepidosauria, Squamata, Cordylidae. The transcript is spliced from 7 exons.
AAGUUUGCUUGAAGAAGAAGGGGGAGGAACUGGCAGGGAGUGCUGAGCACAAAUGGGAGCAUUUCUCAAUUUCCAGCAUGCUCCAGACUCGGAGAUCCUGUACAGCAGCAGUCAGAAUUUUUCUAUCAAUUCCAGACAUUCAAGACAUCUUCCUUUUCUAUUGCCGCCUUCAGACAUAAUGCGGAACCUGUGGCUCUGCGCCCCUCCCCCCCUCUCUUGUCCACUUUCGGAUGUUCAGGAGAGGGAUCUUUCUGCAGUCAGUGAGACUGCAGAGAGAUGGGGGUUGCUAGCUGUGCGGCCUUCCUUUUUGGCAGAAGGACAGCCUGCACAGCCAAUUAGGCUGGAGUCAGGGAGGAGCUUCCUCUCUCAACUCUGGUUCCAUGGGGCCCAAACUGCGGUGCCAGCGUUUGCAUCUAACACUGGUUCAGAGUGGAGUUUGGGGAGGGAAACCGAGGGUCCCUUCUCGCCCUUAACGAGAAGGGCUAUAUUAGACAACAUGCAGCGAGUGAUUCCUGGAGUGAUACUCUUGUUGGUCAAGCUGACAGGGACAUCCUUAUUUGUUGCGUUCAUUCCCCAGAUCUUUCCCAGAGGGAAUAUCAGUUUUGUUCCUGAGAAUAUCAGUUUCGUUCCUGAGAACUAUACAGUUUCAGGUCCACAGACCACCGAAAGCAUUUCUGAAGUGACCAUUGUUUAUACCACAGAAGCCGCAACUACUACCACAGCCACAGCCCAACCUUGGAAGUGGCAAAGGUAUCGAGGGAGUUAUUACUGGUUUUCUGAAGACUUGCGAAUGUGGACCAUCGGCCGAACUGAAUGCAAGAAGCGGGGUUCAGACUUAGUGAAGAUCAAUGACAGGAAUGAACUGGAGUUCAUUCGUAAUAAAACAAAAAUGGCUUAUUAUUUCAUUGGACUAACAUACGAUGGAAAUAAAUGGCUGUGGAAUGACGACACAGAAAUCCGGAGGGACUUGUAUGUUUCAUCUUCUCCUUCAUUCUUCAUCAUCCUGAUGGGUUCAUUUCACAGAUGAAGAUAAAGACUCAUUGGCCAAGCUGACAUGAUGAGCAAGCCUGCUGAUGCCGCCAGCAUUUCUGAUGCAUUGGGACUGCUGCACUUAUAAAAGGCACCCCUGGCGGUCUUGCACAUGAGCACACUUGUACAGGUCCUUAAAGUCAGUUCUGCCACAGUUCCAUAGCAAUACUUUCAUUGGGAACAUCAUUCAAGAUGAUUUGUUAAUUUCUAUAGGCAUACAAUGUUCACUUGAAAGAUGCAGCUCAUAGCUAGAAGUACACUGUUUUCUCACUAAGCAUUACGCUGCUUUUACACUAUGCUCUUUGCACUAUGCUGGCCUAGUAAAUGUUUAAUGUAGGGAUCAGCUACUACUACUACUACUACUACAAUAAAUAUUUAUAUACCACUUUUCAACAAAAGGUCACCGUGCUCCCUCCCUCCGUGUUUUUUUUUUUAAAUUUAAAACACAUCUUUUAAAAGAGGCUUUUUAAUGUUUCAUCUGCUGCUUAUAUCUGGUAGGUUCUUUGGGUUUUUAAAAAAUAGUUCUCAGUUUUUAGCUUUUAAAAACCCAAAGAACCUACCAGAUAUAAGGAACCCCUACCUGGGUUCCUAAGUUGUUUAACUUGUUUAAUUCCAUUAGUCUCUUAUUUUACAUUGCAUCUGUUUUAUUAAUGUUGUGAACCGCCCUGAGCAAUAGUCUACUGGAGGGGCGGGGUAUAAAUAUCUUAAAACACAAACAAGCAAAAACAUAAGGCAGACAUCAGCAACAACCACUGGAAGGGAUGCAUGCGGAGGUUGAAGAGGGAAUGUUGUUCCUUCCUUGCUAAACAGAAGAGAAUCACCUCUUGAAAAAGGUGUCUCUUGCUUUGCUCACUUAGCCAAUGAAGUGGGCUGUCAGCCAGUCUGAUAAAAUAGUGUGGGCAUAGGUGAGCAACAACAGCACUUGGCAGGAGGCUAUUUUGGGUGGGUGGGUGGUCAUGGAGCUUUGUUCCAUCCAACCCUUUCUCCACUCCUUCAUUAGUGUGGCCCUCUAACAACACUGGUUGCUUAGCAAGGCCUCAGCCUGUGAACAUUUGUACUAUCCAGCCUGGUCUUCUUCACUGUUCCUGCUACUCUCUAUUUGUACAGAUUUGCUAUGAAACCAUAUGAGAACGGAAAAGACUGUGCGGCUACCAGAGCUGGAGAAGUGGUUUCAGUGUCAUGCUACCAGGAGAACCGCUGGAUCUGUGAGAAGAACGGAUAAUUCAUUGCCUGGAAAGAGUCAUACCUAAUGAGGAAGGAAACAAAACUAUGGAUAUUUAUUCUUGAGAAUUAAAGAGAUGAUACACUA